Messenger RNA from Musa acuminata AAA Group (dessert banana), 935 nucleotides. Its product is annotated as calmodulin-binding protein 25-like. The coding region runs from base 107 to 739 and encodes 210 amino acids. The transcript has a single exon. The record is from RefSeq and is a predicted model, not a curated record. NCBI's taxonomy places the organism in Eukaryota, Viridiplantae, Streptophyta, Magnoliopsida, Zingiberales, Musaceae. Gene Ontology annotation, cellular component: nucleus. Gene Ontology annotation, biological process: response to osmotic stress. Gene Ontology annotation, molecular function: calmodulin binding.
CCCCCGUUGCUCGCGUCCUCCGUGCCUCUCACCAUUCGCCUUCACUCCCUUCUGAGCUCCAAUCCCAAUCGAUCGCCCUUCUCGAUCCUCGAAUCCGCUGAGGGAUAUGGCGGACAACUGCUCGGUGCUCGAUCCGUGGGUGUACAACUCGGAAUCGGCGUGGAUCAGCGAGGUCUCUGCCCGCGAGAACGCGGCCGUCGCCAUGGCCCUCCAGAUCUCCCUCUCCGACACCACCACCUCAUCCUCCUCCUCCUCCGCCGCCUCCGCCGACACCCUUUCCUCCCCUCUCCUCCUCCUCCAGCACCAAUUCACUCCCCCCUCUUGCUCCUCUGCGUCCGGAGACGCCACCCUUCGCCGGCGGAAUGCCCUCGGCCCGGCCCUGCAGGGGCGGGUCUCGAAGAGGAAGUCGCACGCGUCGAAGCGGUCGGCCACCACCUACAUCUCCGCCGACCCGAUCGACUUCCAGGAGGUGGUGCAGCGGGCGACGGGGUUCCGUCUCGCGGGGGAGCCACUGGUGAAGCCCGAGCCGGUACGGUCCGCGGCGGGCGACCGGGCGGCCCUGCAACAGAUCCGCCUGCCCACGCUCGACACCUCGGUGUCUUUUCUGGAUACGGGCGCGGUCGGGAUCCCGAGCGGGGGCUUCUCGUCCGGUUCACCACCACCUGCCUACGCGCCGGACUUCGACUUCGAUCCACUACUCCCGGCCUUCCCUACGCUGGAUUCGUGGGGUGUCAUGUAGAGGAGAUAGCUUCUUUAGACGUCUGACGCUAUUCGGACGUUGCUGAUCACGCUAACAAGCCUUGCAGUUCCUACUAUUUGUUUCUCCCUUUUAUAGUACUGUUGGUAAGUUCCUUUUUGUCGUUCCGACAACAUAAAUGUGAUGAGUUAACGUGAGAAAUAUGAUCAGUUAAGUGUUCUACCUGUGUUUGUAGAAA